AGUGAAAGAGAAAGUAUCAGUCAGAGAGACUACGUCUGUAAAAUGGCAGCUAAAGCUUUGAUUCCCGAGGACGAUCUCUGUUGUUCUGUAUGUUGUGAUAUUUUUAAAGAGCCUGUUCUCCUGAAAUGCAGCCACAGCUUCUGUAGAGUGUGUGUGCAGCAGUACUGGGAAGAGGAGAGCUCUCGAAAGUGUCCUCUUUGCAGGAAAAAGGCCUCCAUGAAGGAUCCUCCUGUAAACCUGGCUUUAAAAAUCAUUGUGGAAUCCUAUUUAAAGCAUAAGAGUGAGAGCGAAUCUGCAGAGGAAAGUGAAGCUCUUGUGAAGGAUGAAGCUUUCUGCAGUCUUCAUGGAGAGAAACUUCAAUUCUUCUGCAACCAUGACAAAAAGCCUCUCUGUGUCGUCUGUCGGACUUCAAAAAAACACAGAAACCACCCGGUCUGUUCAGUGGAAGAGGCUGUCCUGGAUCUGAAGGAGGAACUCAAGCCUGCGCUUAAUCUUAUUGAAGAAAAGCUGAUGAGGUUUACUAAGGCUGAACAAGAAUGUAAGGAAAUAACACAAUACAACAAGAGACAAGCCCGGCUCACAGAGAGGCAGAUAAAGGCAGAGUUUGAGAAGCUCCACCAGUUCCUGCGAGAGGAAGAAAAGGCCAGACUAGCUGUACUGAAGGAGGAAGAGGAGCAGAAGAGUCGGAUCAUGAACGAGAAGAUAGAAAAGAUCACGGAACACAUCUCUAUCCUUACAGACAAAAUCACAGCUAUAGAGAAGGCCAUGGACACUGAAGACACUUCCUUUUUAAAGAGCUACAAGAGCAUUAAGGAAAGAGCCCAGUGCACACUGCAGGAUCCAGAGCUGCUCUCAGGGGCACUGAUAGAUGUGGCCAAACACCUGGGCAACCUGAAGUUCAAAGUCUGGGAGAAGAUGCUGGGGAUGGUGCAGUACACUCCUGUGGUGCUGGACCCCAAUACUGUACAUACCCAAGUGUCUCUCUCUGAUGAUCUGACCACUGUGAGAGACACAGAUACAGACCACAAAUAUCCUGACAACCCAGAGAGGUUUGAACCCUGUGUGUGUGUGCUGGGAUCUGAGGGGUUUACCUCAGGGAAACACAGCUGGGAGGUGAAGGUUGGGAAUACAUCUUCCUGGGAUAUAGGAGUGGCGAAAGAGUCCAUCAGUAGGAAAGGUCAUAUAAAAUGCAGCCCAGAGAAUGGAUUCUGGAUCAUAAUGCUGAGGAAUGGUUAUAAGUACUAUGCAGGUGGUGUUACUAACCUCACACUGAAGAGGAAGCCCCAGAGCAUCAGAGUGCAGCUGGACUAUGACAGGGGGGAGGUGUCCUUCUUCGACUCCAGUGACAUGUCAGUCAUUUACACUUUUACAGACACAUUUACUGAGAGAGUAUUCCCAUACUUCUCUCCAUAUUUGGAAAAAGAUAAGAAUGAAGGACCCCUGCAGAUAUGCCCAGUGAAUGUUUCUGUAACAGUUAUGUCAUCCCAUUGAAAGUGUUUUUUUUUUUAAAGAACAAACUACAUGUACUGGAAGAGUAUUAUAGAGGAAAUCCAUAUUACUCUAUAACUAUUAUGUUCCUCUAUAAUGAUUAUAGUUUUUUCAUUUUAAUUUUCUUUUCAUCAUUGAUAAUUUAGUUGAGAUUUAUCAUUUUUUGAUAAUGUACAUAUACAGGUAGUAUCUUCUGGGUUUUGUUUUGAUCCAAGUCAUUGGACAAUGAUUUCAUAUAAUUUUUGCUCAUAAAGUAGAUGUGCACCUGUAGUGUAGUCAAAUACCUUUAUAUUUGAUUAAGUCAUUCCUGUCUAGCUGGGUUUAUAAGGUAGUGUAGAAGCUUGGAAUGUGUGAGUAUAGUGAGUGUUCGUUAGUUUGAUUUCAUCCAUCCUCCUGUCUUCUUUUCAGAUUUUACUUUGCAAUUCACCCUGUCAGUACAAUGCUGUAGGAUUUAAUGUACAUCUGGGCCUUAAGUAGCCUUACCUGCAAACUUCAACCAUCAUUAAAUAAUUGGCAUUGGCAAAUAAUUACAAAGGUUUCUCUGAUUGUGCCUGUUGGAACCAAAUCUCUUAUGAGUCAUUGUAAAUAUGUAAAUGAUGUCCCCUAGUGGCUACCUGAAUAAUGAUGUUGGGCUGUGAUGCCAAUAAUUAGAGCAGGUGUGCAUUUGAGCUGAGAUGAUGCUGCUGACACACAGGUUUCUACCGCUAUACAACGCUUCGCAUUGCUCUAAACACUGCCUUUGAAUUUAAUAUAUUGAAAUAAAUACUAUCCUGAAUUA
Molecule: messenger RNA, 2266 nt
Organism: Anguilla rostrata (American eel)
Lineage: Eukaryota; Metazoa; Chordata; Actinopteri; Anguilliformes; Anguillidae
Product: zinc-binding protein A33-like
Exons: 6
Coding region: 43-1491 (482 amino acids)
Biological process (GO): protein ubiquitination
Cellular component (GO): cytoplasm
Molecular function (GO): protein binding; zinc ion binding; ubiquitin protein ligase activity
Source: RefSeq, a predicted model, not a curated record